This is a messenger RNA of Pelobates cultripes (western spadefoot toad), 504 nucleotides long. The record is from the annotation of a GenBank genome assembly. NCBI's taxonomy places the organism in Eukaryota, Metazoa, Chordata, Amphibia, Anura, Pelobatidae.
AUGCUUUCACUGGCAGGGCAGCUCCGGGUAAUGUGUUUUCCCAUUAAACGGCAGAACUACCGUCAGUUGCUCCAAUAUAAAAUAACCACCGAGUUACCACAGCGGAGGCUCUUUAUUGGGGGACUAACAGGAGUGAGGCCGAAACGUAGCCCGGCGCAUCGGCUCUCCCAUCACACAGCUCCUCGGACAGGCCCGGCACGUUAUACCGAGCUCACUGAAUGGAGGGCUGAGCCGCAUCGCCUCCCGGGGCUCGAUCCGAGCCGGCCGGGCCUACCGGGAUUUAUUAAUGGCUUUACUAGAGGAGAGGACUUACCCAGCACCAAGUCUUGGCGUGCGCGGCCCCUCCGCUUGCGACGACUCCCGCCACCGCCCACUCGCGCCCAAAUUGCCUCCCUUCAAAAGGGGUGGGCCGGGGAGCCGCAGGGGCUGCUGGGGGAUGUAGUGCCUGUCAGUUCAGGCCUAGUGAAUGAGGAAAGAGACCAAAUAAAACAAAACUGUUUGUGA